This is a messenger RNA of Centruroides sculpturatus (bark scorpion), 964 nucleotides long. RefSeq names its product radial spoke head protein 9 homolog (gene Rsph9). The record is from RefSeq and is a predicted model, not a curated record. Gene Ontology annotation, cellular component: axoneme. NCBI's taxonomy places the organism in Eukaryota, Metazoa, Arthropoda, Arachnida, Scorpiones, Buthidae. Gene Ontology annotation, biological process: axoneme assembly; motile cilium assembly; cilium movement involved in cell motility. The transcript has 4 exons. Bases 82 to 897 code for a protein of 271 amino acids.
UUUUUAAAAGUACACCAAUUAUAUUCGACGCGUUCUAAAAUUGUUUCCUAUUAAAUGAUUUGAAAAAAAAAAAAAAACGAAAUGGACGUAUUUGAACUACAAGACGAUAUUAACACGUCUAGUAUUUGGAAAUCUCAUUUGAAUUUAGAAGAGAGAAUUGCUAUGGCUAAUUCUUUAGAAGUAAUAAAAGGGAAGAAAAAUUUUCAGCUGGUUCAAUUUUGGGGGAAAAUUAUUGGUAAGAAUGCCACUUAUUAUAUCCUUAUAGGAAGAGGUGAAGAUAUUUUAUUAGAUAAAAGCUUUUAUUACAGUUUUGAUUGUUUGAACUGGAACGAUUUACCUAUUGCUAACAAUACGUUUGAUAUAAAUCUGAUCAAUUCUACUUUCGUCGGAGAUCCUUCUUAUAUUUAUAAAAUCGAUUCGAAUCAGUCGGAGAGAGAAGUCAAAGAUGAAGAUGCAGAAGAAGAUAAAGAUAUAAAAAAUUCGAUGUACGAAGAAGAAAGAAUUGCAGAAGUAGUUGCAAUGAUAGAAGACGAGGUAGCUAUAGCGCCCAUUGGUGCUUACAUUCAAACAGUGGAUGGCACAGUCAAAUCGAAUCCUUCUUUUUCUGGUCUUUCUAAACAUAUGGCCAUUCGUGCAUCGUCUUACGUUCAUCUACGUAAGCCUGCCUCAUCUUGGACCGGACGACUAUGGAAGAAUUUAGAAUUCCUUCAACCAAUUACAGAAGAUAUCAUAUCUGAUCAGUGGAUGGUUCGUCUAACACCGAAUCAUAGCUCCAUAAUGAUCAUGAAUUACCUUUGGCCCGGUAUGGUUUUCUAUCAUAAAAUUCAAACUAAGUCCUUCUCACAGUUGUAUAUAGGAGACGGGAGACGAAACAAUGAUUUGCAAUUCAUGUUCUGAGCUUCGAUAUUAUUAUGCUUUGAAUAAAACAUGUUUAGAAUAUAAAUAAAUAAUUUAUAAUUUAAAA